This is a messenger RNA of Clunio marinus, 327 nucleotides long. The record is from the annotation of a GenBank genome assembly. Lineage: Eukaryota; Metazoa; Arthropoda; Insecta; Diptera; Chironomidae.
AUGACAAUCAACUCAAGCAAUAUCAACCGCAUACCUCUAAAUAAUCUCGAACUGAUUUCCUUAAAAGUUACUAUUUUAAAAGCUUUUCAUUGUCUUCAAAAUGGAAAAUCAUUAACGUUUCAUCAAGAUCGACAUCGUCAAGCGGCUCAUCCAAUUGCAGUGAUUGAAAGUCAACCUUAUACCGAAGAAUUCCUUUCAAAUUUAAAAUUGUCAAGCGUGGGUGGAAGCAAUGUAUUAGCAUUUGUAAUAAGGAGAAUAGCUAAUUAUGAUUGGUUAAAGGGUGCUAUGGAACAAAACAAAGUGCCAGUGCAGACUGGAACAACUUAA